ACUGGAUCAGUCAAUGGAAUGGGCGAUUCUUUGAGCGGAGUUGUCUCGCUCAUGUGGGACUCAUUAUACACUUGGCCAUGAUGGCAAACAAUGUCCGGAGGUCACUGAUCGGUGAAUUUGUUUGAAGAAGAUGAACCUGAAGACCUGCUCGAGCCUGAAGAUCUGCCAUUUGUGUCCGGACCCGAGUUCCAGCCAAAGGAAAACACCAUGGUCAUUGUAGACAAGUCCGGAGUUCAUCGCCUGGAGAUUCGAUGUUGUGAAUGUCCGAAUGCCAUGAGUCCGGACAUUCAAAUGUUUCGACACAGAUUUUUCCCUGCAUCUUUCAACAGGCCAAAGACUGUGUUCACCUUCAGAGUGCUCAAUGAUUUUCUACUGGACAGCCUUGAAUGCGGCACCUCGGCGAUGAACUAUUACAGCAAGCUCCGGCGAAUGACCUCCAGCAUGUUUCCACACCUUGUUCCGGACCGAUACAGAGAGCUCAUGAGGGUCGCUCGACAGUGGAGGCAGUUGAAGACAAUGAAAUGGCAUGGCUUUGGCCAUCGUUCUGAUAACCCGAGCACAGGAGAACUCGCAUUAUUUUGCCCGGCGUGUCCUCAGCCAGGGAUUAAUGUGCUGUUGUCAGAGGAUGAAUUGCUUGAUGACUGGAAAUACACCCGGUCAUUUGUGAUGGAUGGAAAUUUCAAAGCCGAACAUCUGCAUCCCAUUAAGCCAUUCGAUGAAGUUUGGCUUUCCGAUGGGCUUGGAUUCAUGGUAGGAAAGGACAGGUAUAAAAUGCAUCUGGCAGAGGCUGCUGACAUGGUGGAAAAAUCAAGCUGCAACAACCACCGGGCAGUAAAUCAAGCUAAUGCUGCUCGGCACAAGCUGGAGUCCACCGGUAUCGGGGGAGUUGCCUGUGCCAGACACGGUUGCUUUGUCCCUCACUCCAUGGUGGAUUUUCAGAAAGGCGAAAGACAAAUGAACAUGGACUACGCCCUUUGCGAGGCUUCCCGGCACAACAUGGAAGGCAUCACCAGGGCUGUCACCUUCUAUGAUAUUAAUUGUCAAUACAACAAACACUUUCGGGUUCGGGUGGAUCGAAGUCGAUUUCUAGACAUGGCACCACAACUAACCAUCAUUCCCGGAAUUGGGUUCUGCUAUGUCCGAUAUGCUUCUAACUUUAUUGAAGGCAUUGGUCGGAUCGAUGGAGAGAUCAUGGAGACGCUAUGGGCACGGCUCAAUCUGAUUUCCCCUGCUGCUCGGGGAAUGUCAUCUCCCCACCGAAAGGAAUGCCUUGAUUAUCAGAUGAAUGACUCCAAUUUCUGCAAGAUGAUUCGCAUGAAAAGGACUCUAUGCGGAAAUACAAGCUGGCGAGGAAUGGCAUCUCGGAAAACAGAAUGGUUAGCCAGGGAGAGGAUAGCUCAGUCAAGCAGAUUGAAUGAUCCUGCGGCGAUGGAUGAAUAUGAGAUCAAUAUAAAAAAGGCACCAAGCAAAAAGGAGAUCGAGCUUAGAUUAUUAGAGGAGGGUAACGCCCGCAAUGCAGCACCCUCUCGCAGAUCUGUGGCGACGUGGAUAUCAACAGGGUUAGCAAUUGAAGAGGCUCAGAUUGCAUUGCUCAUCGAGGUCCGAAGGAUCGGAAGAAGAUCCACUGAGACACAGAGAUUAGACAUUGCCCGUCAACGCGAUCGGCUCCAAGGCCAGAUAGAUGGAUUUGCUCGGUCUGCUCUAACACAUCUCGGGGAGGGAUUUGAUGCAGAUGAUGAACCUGAGGACUUGAACGUAGACAUUCUAGAUGAUCUCGAUGAUGACCCGGCGGAUUUCACAGAGACAUCUCAUACAUGGACAAACUCUCCCGAGCUCACUGUAAUCCCGUUGCCAUCAAACCUGGGUGUUGAUAGAUGCAGACGAUGCAUGGCAGAGGAUCUGAUUCCCCUGGAGAUGUCUCUUCGUGAAGGGCAGGCCAAUGAUGCCCUUCACAAUCUCCGCAUUUACCUUUGCAACAAGGCCAUCCUGUUCCGAACAACCGUUCGGCAGGCCAAAUCCCAGGCCCUGAAAACUCGAGCUUGGUCCCAGGUGACGUCGGUGCAGCAGGCAGUCUCCCUCCAUGCCAGCAUAUAUACAAAGACCAGGAAGCAAAUGAUGAAACUUGAGCCGGGGCAAGACCAGCUUCAGAAAUACAAACCCCUGCUUCGCGAGCAACUCAAAAUCAGCACUGCAGUGGGCGACCCAAAUGCCCGAGGUCAACGAAAUGAAUCUUUGGCUUGGUUUUGGUCUGUUGAAGUCGACCUCGGGGGUCCUGAUCAAUCGUGGAAUGAGGAAUGUGAGUUCCUGCUUGCAUGUCAUAUCCCACGGUUACCUGACUGGACCCAUGCCAAGUUUACCGAGUCCAUUGGCUGCGGGCAAAGGCACUACGAGAUCGAUGGAGGGAAGAAAUGAUAUUGGUCAAAUUGGAGAUGGAUUGGACAUGUAAGUUCUUUUUGUGGAAAGCAACCCAAUGGGGCGACCACAUGCAGGAAUCAUUGGAGAAACGCCUUCCGGGUCACGGAUGCUAUGCCGGAAGGCAAUCGCGAAUGUAUUCAUUGCUCGCACAGGAUGCGCAGGCAGCUUUUCAAGACCUACAAAACGUGUUGAUAGAGGCUGGAGAUGAAUGAACA
Messenger RNA from Suillus plorans, 2630 nucleotides. RefSeq lists its product as uncharacterized. The record is from RefSeq and is a predicted model, not a curated record. The coding region runs from base 208 to 2412 and encodes 734 amino acids. The transcript is spliced from 7 exons. Lineage: Eukaryota; Fungi; Basidiomycota; Agaricomycetes; Boletales; Suillaceae.